Molecule: messenger RNA, 327 nt
Organism: Aspergillus mulundensis
Lineage: Eukaryota; Fungi; Ascomycota; Eurotiomycetes; Eurotiales; Aspergillaceae
Exons: 1
Coding region: 1-327 (108 amino acids)
Source: RefSeq, a predicted model, not a curated record
AUGAGAGCAUUGACUCGCCGACAGACAAAUCCCCUGCAAUGGAUGAGCGCUUCACAGCCUCCUUGGGAGGCCAUUCAGAACCUGCUAACAUCGUGUCAGAUCAUCGCAGUCACCCAGCGGGCAAUCAACGUGGCCAUGAAGAAAUUGCUGGAGGACUACCCUGACAUAUGCCAUGUCCACUGCAAGUCGAAACUAGGCAAUACACUGGAGGCCAAGAUCAACAAGGCCCAAGUCGCCCUAAAGGUCACCGGAGCAAGCCGGGAGAAUGUUAACUAUACCUGCACGUUUUCAUCGGGGACGUUGUUCUUCAACUAUAACAAGCCAUAA